Molecule: messenger RNA, 9588 nt
Organism: Pocillopora meandrina
Lineage: Eukaryota; Metazoa; Cnidaria; Anthozoa; Scleractinia; Pocilloporidae
Source: the annotation of a GenBank genome assembly
UUUGGGUUUGUCGAUGACGUUUGCAAAGGCGAGAACGACCCGUGUACGCUGGAAUGUAGCGAUCAAAGCACUGCUUGUGAGCAGAAUUGCAAAGUUGGUAAUUAUACUUGUAAACUGAACUGUAGCGUAGACAAUUGUAAUCAAAAUUGCAACUCUCGAAUAUGUUUUCUUCAUUGCACCAAGGGAGUGUGUAAACAGUCUUGCAAAAGUGGAGUGCGAAUAUGCCAAAUGGAAUGCAUCGGUCAUACCUGCAGUCAAAUGUGCCACGCUCGUGAAUGUAUCUUAAAGAGAAGUUAUUCAUUAAAUUCUGGUUCAGGUGUGCAAACAUGCAGCGGGGAGUACAAAGCCAAUGUGAUAUGCGAUGCCACGCUUUUAAUUGUAGACAACAUUGUAACGCUCAAACAUGCAAUCUGAAAUGCAGAGGGGAAGAAUGCAAUCAGAAUUGCAUUGGUGGAGAACAAGGAUGUAUUAUGCAAUGCAUGGGGAGCGCUUGUUCACAAACUUGCGACGCUUAUACAUGUGAGAUGACAAGAAGUGGGUCAUCAAAUUAUUAUACAAAGCAAGUGUGCACUCCCGGGAAUGGUCCAUGUUGUCAACGUAUCUUGAUGAAUGAAAGUCUGGGAUCCUUUGAAACAACCUGUCAAGGAAGAGAGCAAUGUACGUGCCCCGAAUGUUUAAAUCAUAACUGCAUAACUUUGAGCAAAUCGGAUGUCGCUGCGGCUGUCUCGGCUUCGACGGUUCAAGCUAUUUCAACCCAUAUUUCAACAGAACAAGGUAAAGUAAACAUUCAUUCAUUUUAUUGUCCAUGACUAAAUAUCGAAAGACCCAUGCAUGACAUAUUACUUUCUUAAUUGCCCUUAAUCUAAAUUCUUUGUGCGUCAUUAUCAUUCGUAUACGUAGUGAUAUUUUUUUUCAUACGAUGUUUCCAUUCAGGUAAAAACGUAUUUUAAAAGUUAAACCUGCUUUACACGGAUGCCGUGUAUAAAAAAUGUAUAAAAGAGUUAGAAGAUCUUAGUUUGGAAUUUGAAAAUUUCAUUGUUUGCUUUCUAACGAUGAGCAAUUACAUAGCUUAAGCGUUUCUUAUAAUAACUGAUAUGCAACGGUUACAACGAUUUCAUGCGCUGGAAAAACCGAGGACUCAAAUGAUUAUGAUUCGGAGUUUGAUUGUUCACGAUAUUAUACAUUAUGAACUGGCCUUACUAACGGCCCGUUGAUAAUUUCACCAGUAUUUCUUUCACAGGUCACGAUACGCAAUGCACGGUUCUGCAGUUUUUCAAUUCUUCAGAGUCCACUAGAGCCACAUCCCCAUAUAUGUACCUUACUACAGUUGUCGAAACGAAGCCGAGCUAAUGAUUCAUGAAAAGUUAAAAUUAUAUCUGGAGGAACAAAAUCUCUUAUGCAUCUAAUAACACUUUCAUAGAAGGAAAAAUUUUGGAAAUUUCUUUGAUAUGAAAUUGCCAACAUAGAUUUUCAUCAUAAUAUAUGCCGAGAUAUCUCGUUGUGGAGAUUCCUUUAACAGGGAUUUUGUUUAUUCCUACUUCGAGACUUUCGGGUAAAUAAGACAAUCUUUGUCUAAACCCAUUUAAUUGAGAUUCUGGCUUGAUAGGAGGUUAUUAAGGAUGAGCUAAUUAUGCAGUUGAUUAGAAAUCAUGCGUUUUAAAGCCUUUGUGACAACAGGAAUAAUUGAAAAUAGUCGGUUACUGCAUGGAUUAGCUCCCUUUCGACCAUUUUUAAAGAAUGGAGUGAUUCUAGCAUUCUUCCACCGAUCAGGAAAAGGUCUUGUUGAUACUGAUUGGUUGCUCCAGGCCCCGGUUGUUCGAAGGUCGGAUAACGUUAAUAGUUAUCGGUUGAAAUUUCGACUAGGAUCAUCUCGGCGAUCAGGACAGGCUAUUCUCAGAGCAGCAUGGCCGAGAUAGCAUCAAGUCCUGAUGCCUUGAACAUUUAUAUAGCUGAUAUCUUCAUCUUUGAUCUUUGUCGAUUCAGAACCGAAAAGAAAAAAAUCAUUAAAGGUGUCAAGAAUUUUAGUUAGAUUUUUUGUUCUCUCUCUCUAUUACGCUCCAGUUCAUUGAUUGGAGCCUAGAGCAUCAGAGUAUCAGAGCAUUAGAGCUCUAGAGCUCUCUAACAUGAAUUUGAGUUUAAUUUUACUGUUUGGAUCAACUUUGACAUACAGCUUCUCUGCAAUCGUCGCCUUCGUCCCCAUUACUGCUACUCUCAAUUCCAUCAUUAUCAUCACCGUUCUCCUUGCAGCCAUCGAUAUUAUUAACGUUACCGUCAUUACCAUCGUCAUUAUCAUCAUCCUCAUCAUAUACAUCAGCGUCGCCAUCUUCGUCAUCGUCAUCUUUAACUUGGACAUCUCCGUCAACCCCUCUCGAAAAAAUUAAAAAUUUGAUACGUGGUGCAGUUUCUUUUAAUCCUUGUAUUUGUAGUGUUUAUCAUCUUUCUCAUUUGCCAAAGUGAUUGACUUUUCUCACCUUAGGAAAAUGUAUUUACUUCGAAGCGUAAUGGAGUCAACAUCAGCAGAAACAGCUCCCUGCAGGUAUCUAAAUUUACAUGCACAAAUACUUAUCUAUUCAUAUUGAUGAAACAUACAGGGAUAGCUGAUUUAAAAGCAUGGACAUGUGUUUAUUGAGUGAGCUCGAUACUGUUCACAAUACAUCAGCGUCUAGGAUACGGUAAAAGAGCACAUAACCAUGACCACAUGACCAUGGUAAUAAUAUGGUCGGUUUAGAAAUUAGUUCGAGCCUGCUCGCUAUAUUAUGCAAAUUAAAGUAUGUUGCAUUUCAAGUUGCUGCUGCUGCUUAGACGAUAAACUGCGAAGUAAUUUGACUCUAUCAAAGAUUGUAAUAUGUUAUCGCCAUUCAUUCAAAGCGCUCAUAAAACUUUUUACGCGCUCAUUGUCUUAUAAAGUAGAUAGAAAGUAUAUAAAUCAGACUUUUAGUGCACCCUUUUGACAACAAGACCAAAACAAUUUCAACGAAGAAACAAUCUCCAAAGUAGUCAUGCUAACCGCCGGCCGCCAAAAACCACUUAUCAAACUUAGUCACGGAAUCACUAACCUAUCGCCCAUUUCCGAAUUACUUCUGGCCUCUUUGAAAGCGAUUCCUGACGCCCUUCCUUUCAAAUGAUUUUAAGUUUUCUUUCACAUGCAAAUUAAUCUAAUUUUUACGCGAAUGAUUGAGCAAUAGCUCUCGUUUUGAAAAAGUGACUAAAGGCGAUUAAAAAAUGGCCUAUUAGUUGUGAUUAGCCUAUAUUUGCCCUGGUGCACAGAUCGUUAGCCCAGUGAAUUGUCCUUUGACCGAUUUCGUUUAAAAAUCAGGUUUAUUUUCCUGAAGGGGAAGUAAUAAAACCAUAAAUCUAUGAAAAAAACAGUAGUAAAUCAGAAGACCUGGCCAUCUUGUCUGAUUAUACUGAUGCGUAAAUUCAAGCUUACAGAGUUGAGACAUUUGCAAUUACAGGAGGUUAUACGUUUGUUUGAAGACUUCGCCGAUCAAUAUCAGAACAUCACAAAGUCCCAUGGCAGCCAACUUGGUAUAGAAGAGCUCCAACGAGGAAAAGAAUCCGUCUUUAAGGUGGCAGUUGCCCUCGAAAAAUUUGUUCUUGAUUACAGUCAAUAUCACCUAAAUAGAGAAGAGCCCUUGAAAAAAAUAACACGCCAGAAAAUGGGUGAGUAAGACAUGAAAUUUCUUCAAAUUAUUAGAGAUAAUUUCUUAAUAAGUUGCAGACCAACUGACCAACUGAUUUAAUAUUUCAGCUACUACCUGGCUUGAAGUAUCAACUAACUUUUAUGAAUUGUAAAAGGGCAUUAGUUAGUUAGUUACUGCCAUUAUGUCGGAUGACAUCUAAGGCAUCACCGAAGGUCCUCCACUCCAGUCUAUUCUGGGUCAGAUUGGCAAUGGCGCUGCAUGUGUGGUUCCAGGCUUUCAGUUCUCCUACCACUGUAUGAUGAAAGACUUCUUGGGUCUGCCUCUGUUCCUCUUCCCUCCAGGUGUUUACACCUGUGAUGCAGUUAUGUUCCUUCCUCGCGACAAAUCCGAUUUUAUCGCCACCGCCUUCAGUGGAGGAUGGUUCUCAUAUAGUCCUGUUGGCACUGACCCAGUAUUUGGUCGCUAAUGAUAGUGUUUGGCCAAAAAACUAUCAUCUUAAUUACUCUCAAGCUAUUGGCAUGUAGGACAGACAGCUUGGAAAGAUUACCUUCUGUAGCUCUGAUAUAAAUUUACCUUGGUCCUGAUUCUGUACUGCUGGAACCUCAGUGAUUCUUAAGUAUUCUGAAAGCAUUUCUGGCCAUGUCUAAGCGGUUAUUGAUGUCCUUGUGUUUUUUUCCAUCGCGUCUGUCUGUGCUGCCCAGGUAUGUAAAUUUAUCUGCUAUUGAAAGAUCCUAUCCCUUUGCUCUGAUUUCCUAUCACUGUCAUGACCUCCGUCUUCUUGUUGUUGAUCUUCGGGCCGAUCUGUUCAACAAGGCCAAAGAGAUUGAUUGUAUUGUCUUACCCACGCUGAUGGGUGUGAGAUAGCAGCAGCAGGUCAUCACCAAAAAGGUAUUCUUAACCGAUACUCUCGCCUCAUUCCAUCGUCGUAGAAGCUCUUAAUGAGAAGCACUUAUUAAUUUUGCUGCGGGAUCCCGAACAUGCAUAAUGUGUACCGGAGGCUAAGUCCACAAAUCUCAUCCAUAGCUGUCUCUGUCAAUCUAUGCAUUGCUCCAUGAUGUUUCUUAGAGCGAAGAUCUGGUUGGUUCAUCCCCUUUUCUUCCUUAACCCUGGUUAUUCCUUCCUGAGCUCUGGAUCCUCUGCAUCUGAUAUUCGUUUGAUGAUGAUCUUACCCUCAAUGAUUUUGCUUGAAAAUGACAAGAAGGUUAUUCCCUACCAGUUGCCUCAAUCCGACAGGAUACAUUUUCUUGGGAUCUUCACCAUAACCUCCUCUUUCCAGUCAUCUGGAACUUUCUUUCCUACUCACACAGCUGUGAAGAGGCGUCUUUGGGUAUAAUAGGGGCCAUUUCAAAAUACUCAUCGGUUUCUUGCCUUUUGUUUUGAUAUUAUCAUGCUGGCCGACGAGACGCGCUGAAAAUCUAAUUUUUGAAAAGUGAAGCGUGCUAGCUUAACAUUUUGCAUCAUUUUGUGCUGUUCAAUAGUUUGAAACAUUUCGAUCUUAAUCUUUCGUAUACUUUGAUGAUCUCUGCAAAACAGCGAUUUUUUUAACGGGUCAAUUAAAACAGAACGACUUGUUUUGUUGAUGGGUAUAUUCAAGAUUCCACAAUAAACGCUAGCAUAUAUGCAACAUAUUAUUGUUACUUAAAAUAUGCAACCAUUUGCCAUCUAUUUUUCUCCUUCUUGCAACAGUUUUGGGUAUGUGGAAAGGUUACCGCCAGAAUGCGACCGACUUCUAUCUCGAAGAAAAUGAAUGGCACGCAAGCAUCAAUGUUCCUUCUGAAAAUUUUGCGGAGAAUGGUUUGUUUUAACUUUAAACAGUCAGGAAUCCUUCUGUUACUUUGAUCUGCCUUUCUAAAUGUGUUAAACAUGGAAACUCUCGAUGAAAUUUCUUUUUGCAUCCAACCUAACAACGCGGCAACCAAAUAGUGGUGGAGGCCCUUAAUAAGACUUAACGUUCUAGAAUAUGAAUUAUUUUUUUUUGCUUUAUAAUGCUUUUGUGUUUUGGUGUUUAUUUAUCAGGAUCAUUGGUAAUAGGAUGCGUAUACAAGGAUCUUCAUGAAUUAUUACAAACCAAUCAGGGCGGAGGGGAUAAAACUGAGAAUUCAAGGUGACUUUGAUAGCUAUUUCCCUAGACCUACCAAGUGCAUCCUUUAUUCGAUGUUUGCUUUGUUAAAAUCUAGGUGGUUAUUAGCACAAAAUGGUCUCUACAGGUAUGUGAACACAAGGAUAAUGACCGCGGCUGUAGAUCCCAAACAUGAAAAAUUACGACAGGACGUCAUAUUAAAGUUCAGAAACCUGAAGGUAACAGCAAGAACACUAAAUGUGCAUUUCAGUCCGUUUUUGUUGGGUUGACUUAAAUCAACAGAAAUACAAUCCCUUUUUAGGUCGAUGAGGGAGAGAAGCAGUGCAUGUUUUGGAAUGGCUUAGGCAAGAGGUAAAAACUGAGAAAUUAUGAACCUUAAGUUUUAUUUGUAAUGAUUUGCUGUUUGCGUCCAAACUUUUCGACAAUUUGAAAAGCAUCAGCUAAACGCUUAUUCGGGGUGUGGUAGUCGGUGUCUCAGGAUAUAUUUAUAGCAAUGAUUACUGAUAUUUUCGAUAAUAAAAAGGAGAGUCUGACAAUAACCUCUCGGGACCUAAAAGGUGUUAACAGAGAAAAUUAUGGAGACAGCUUUUUUAAAAGGAAAGUACAACAGCUGCUGUACAGAUAAAGGUUUUGUUUUACCUUGAACAAUUUUUUCCCUGUAUGUGUACAUUCGUUUGGGAAUAUCAUGUGAUUUUGGUCGUUCUCCAUAGAAGUGCAGCGGUAUGAUACGCCAGAAAAGAAAAGAGAUUUAUGCGGAAGGUUUUACUUUUAAGAGCAGGAUUUGAUUUUUUUUAAAAUUCAAAAUCAUUAUUCUUAUUUGCCAUAUUCAUUUUUUUAGUUUCGACGGAUUCUCAGGGGAUGGUUGUUACGUAGAUCCAUUGAGGAGCAACUCAAAGGACACAGUCUGCAGAUGCAAUCAUUUGACACAUUUUGCUGUCUUAGUUGACUUCAGAGGCGACGCGGAGGUAUUUUUUUUCUUUUUAAGGUACUUUACUUUCAAUAAAUAAGUGUCAUGCUCCGCGAAAAACUCUAUUGUCCAUUUUCACUUUUGCCACAGCUCUCCAAGAAGGACGUUACUAUUCUGGAGAUAAUCACAUACGUCGGAUUAAGCCUUUCCAUCGUCGGAAUACUUUUGACCAUAACGCUGUAUUCUUUUCUCACGUAAGUAUACGGCUUCCAAACAAUCAGUGUUGCGCUUUCUUGCAUGACUUUCACGAUGUAAAAAUCAGGCCAGUACGUGCAUAAAUAGAUUAGAUCACUCUAAGCGACUGAGGUAAAACGCAACCGUGCUAAUUUUUAGAAUCAAAUGCGCGCAACAGAUGUUGAGCACAGCACUAUCACAGAGUGUUCAGAUUCACCUUCAGUCUCUCGAAACAACCAGGGAACGUUUUCGAAAUAGCUUUGGUAUUAAAUUUCUAUUGAUUUUCUUCCUAUGCUUGACUCAUGCUUACAAUUCUUAUUACUGCUCUUCACUUGUGUUUCUAUUGGUUCCUCGAGCUUGCUCCCUGGCUUUGUUUUGCUUCUGUUUAUGCACUGUACAUAAACAUGAUAUUCACUUUUACUAGAGAUGUUCGACAACCACUACCUCAAAUACGACUUAGUACUAGUCUUUGUGUGUCCCUCGGAGCUGGACAAAUCAUCUUUCUCUCUGGAAUAAACGCCACAGAAAAAAUGGUGAGUGGCUAUAUAUUAUUGGUGGAAUUCCUUCAAAGACGUCAUUCUUGAACGAAACGUGAAACCAAGAAAAAAUGAAUUUUCUGGUCUUUCCUCUCCUUUCUUUUGCAGACAGCGUGUAUCACAUCAGCAGUUCUUAUGCAGUAUUUCCUGAUGGCCGCUUUCUGUUGGAUGCUGGUAGAGGGAAUUUAUCUUUACCUUCGUGUUGUGAAAGUUUAUAACAUCAGCGACAAGAUGUAUAUUUAUCACGUCAUGUCAUGGGGUAUGUUAGUUGUACAAUUGUAUUUAUUAUGUUGUUGUGAAUUAUUUUGUUAACGAACUGUCUCAUUUGGAUCGCUAUAUGAUUCUAAUUUGUGAUAGGUUUGCCCGUCAUCGUGGUGGCCAUUUCAUUAAGGAUAGCAGCUGGAGCAGCAGAUGUGAUACAGAGCUACAUCAGUGAUGACUAGUGAGAUUGAAUUUUAAAGCUUCUUUUUCUCCCCUCGACCCUUUUGUAUACUUUUUUUGUUGAGAUUUUGACCUGAUUUCAUCUUUUAUUUCCCCUCUUCAUUAUCAUAGUGAGUCUGCCCUCUAUUUUCUUUGAUUCUCAUAACCUUUUAUCCUUUUAGGCCAGCUUCUGACAUAUGUAUUUUUGGUUAUAGAACUGUUGCUGUUCAUCGUUGUUUUACAAUAAACGUUUUAUAAGUGAACGUUUAAUAGUUUGUCGCACGAUGUAAGAGUCAAGCUACUCAAUCGUGUAUCGAUCGCGACAUCGAGAUCAAUAGACGAUUUAUCAACUUGACUCUUACAUCGUGAGAAAAACUAUUAAAUGUUUAUUUACGUAUGGUUAUUUUCAUAGUAUGGAUGUUACUCUCUGUCUUCCCUGUCAGGAAGAUUGGGAAACUGAAAUCCACCAGUAUUUAAAAUUUUUUGCGCUCUUUUUUGAUGUUUUUUUUCCUUUUCCUUCUUAGUUGUUGGAUGUCCUCAACUAACAAUCUGAUCUGGAUAUUUGUCACAUUUGUGGUUAUCAUUGAAGUUGUAAGUUUCAGAUUUGAGCCAAUAUUUUUUCUUUUGACGUUGUCAUUUGCGAUUCUGGUUUGAGACAUAAUAUAUGUAACAGCCCUACCUCAAUACAAGAGUGUUUUCAUCUCUCCUCUUUCAGAUCAACAUUUUGAUUCUCACUCGAGUCAUAAGGGAGAUGACCAAAAUGCAGCCAAAAGGAGGAAAGCAAAUUCAGCAAAUACGGUAUGAACGAUUUCAAAAUUACGAUUGAAAGACGGAGAGUUUGUGCCGAAUAUUAGAUCAAAAUAUUAUCAAAUUCCUACAUUUGAGACUUGGUAAUAUUGAUACAUUUUUUAAUUUUUUAAUGAUAUUCGCUUAACCUUAUGGAGAAUUCUGAUUACCAGAAAUAUCCUUGAAGAAAAGAUACAAAUUAAUAAAUCCUCAUAUCUCAAAUUAUCAUCCUCCUUCAGACUUGGCAUUAGAACAUGCGUCGUGAUGACUCCCUUGCUGGGUGUCACGUGGUUAUUUGGACUCCUUUCGCCUGCACACAAAGCUUUCGCCUACAUUUUCACCAUACUCAACUCCACUCAGGUGAGUUUUAGUCCUACCACUUUUUUUAUCCAUUUAAAAACAUUUUUGCUAGGGUCAGAUGACAUCUGCUACGGUAACUACAAAAUAAGACGUAUUAUGAUAAAGCUAAGAAAAAAGAAAAAAAAAGAGAAAAAUACUUUCUACUGCUUUUUUGUCAUUCUCGUAACUUAAGGGGUUAUAUGGUGUGAGUGAUUAAACUUAAUUCACUGUAAAAUAAAAACUAAAAAGAAAACAAACAAAGAAAACAAAACCUCUCUUUUAUCUAACCUGAAUUGCAUACUGUAAAAAAAAAAAUGACACUGAAAACGAGUUCCUUUGUUUUUUAAGGGUUUUCUGAUUUUCAUUCUUCACUGUGUGCGAAAUGGCCAGGUAAGUUUAAUUUUAAAAGAAUAAAUAUGGUAUAGAUAGUGAGGUUUUAAAAAUUUACUAUACAAGUGUAAAAGGAUACACUGGCAUGCCUUCUUUUCCUUAGUUUAGAGUAAGAAAAAGAAAGCUUUCAAAUUACUUGUUUAUCUGAGGAUUAAAGAGCGAUUCAAUAGAAAGAUGAGUAUCAUUUUUCCAUCCGAAAACAUUGAAAACUCCACAAAGCAGAGCUCACAGGUUAAUUCAAAUGAUAUUAAU